GUACAAGCGUGCAAGGCCAACAAUUAAAAGAAAGAUUGCGGACAUUUAUGAUAAUAUUGAUAAUGUAAGGGACGAAUGUUUUUCAAGCCCUUAGCCGGCUUAGCCCUUACCAGGUUACCAGUUAUCCAGGUCGCAUCACGCGUGGAGUGAUGCGAGUGCGGUUCUAGCUUCUAGCUCCAAAACUCCAAACGUUGUCGCUCGUCGUCGAGCCCCGAGGGCGAGAGGAGAUUGAAAAGAACUGACAAGUGACAACUGACAAGAUGAACGCGACGACGACGGAGGGUAGAAGAAUACAGGAUCUUCCACCAAAAGGCGGCUAUGGCCCCAUCCAAACGGAAAGAGUGAAAUUGCGUACCAUUCUUGGCGCUAAGAGCACGCUCGGGCUUCUGGUGGGCACCACGAUCGUCGGAUUCUAUGCCUAUUAUCUCAAUUUUAAGUACAUCAGGCGACAGCAGAUCGAGAUGAGAAGCGCACGCUUGGCGAUAUUUCCAGCAUUAUUGGCGGAACGAGAUAGAGCCGUCUUGAAACAAAUGAGACGUAAUCGAGAUGUGGAAGCAGAAUUGAUGAAGAACGUCGAAGGAUGGGAAGUCGGAACGUACUUUGGGGAACCUAUAUUCUUCCUGGACGAUGAAAAUCAGUGGAGAGAACCGUUGUUCUGUGAACAUUUUGUGCACGCUGACUACAGUCACGUUAAAGCACGGGCCGAGCGUCAUGCAUGGAUGUAGGACGUUGUAGGAGUAUCGUGUUAUCAGUACUUGGCAUUCAGAUGUUAGCCAGCUACGGAUUGUAAUACGACAACCUGAAAAAAGUAGUCUUAAUAAUAAUAAUAAUAAUGAGUAUAAUUAUUGCAAGUCAUAAUUAUUAUCAAUAACAUUUUGAAACUAUAGGUUAUAAUAAAAUUGCUACGUAACAUUUCCGUUUGUCAAUAUUCUUUCAUCUUUUUUCUCUUUACAUUUCUUUGCGAUAAAUUUCACCUAAGGGCAACAAGUACGUUCAAUGAUAAUAAUCUCUGUGGUAUAGAAGUUUUCUCUUUUUUAAAUGUAGCAAAUAUGAAAUGGAACAUUAUAAGAUAAUAGAAAUGCCUAUUUCACACGUAUUUUAUUUUAAAAAAUUAAGCGAAUAAAUAUAUAGACACGAUACA
This is a messenger RNA of Temnothorax curvispinosus, 1141 nucleotides long. RefSeq names its product NADH dehydrogenase [ubiquinone] 1 alpha subcomplex subunit 13 (gene ND-B16.6). The transcript is spliced from 3 exons. Lineage: Eukaryota; Metazoa; Arthropoda; Insecta; Hymenoptera; Formicidae. The record is from RefSeq and is a predicted model, not a curated record. Bases 261 to 725 code for a protein of 154 amino acids.